Molecule: messenger RNA, 1053 nt
Organism: Fraxinus pennsylvanica
Lineage: Eukaryota; Viridiplantae; Streptophyta; Magnoliopsida; Lamiales; Oleaceae
Source: the annotation of a GenBank genome assembly
AUGGUGGAGGCACAGUCAUGGACUACCAGAAGGGGAAGCAACCCAAGACUUGAAGCUAACAAUGACCAAGUUCUUGAUAUUCCAGUAACCCCAACUGCAGAAAUCAGGCAGCAACAAUAUGCUUUGAUCUCGCCAAGUAUUCUUACAGCGGCUAUUAUUGCAUCCUGGUAUUUCUCGAACAUUGGAGUGCUAUUGCUCAAUAAAUACUUGUUAAGCUUUUAUGGGUACAGGUACCCAAUUUUCUUGACUAUGUUACACAUGUUGUCUUGUGCUACCUAUAGCUUAUUGGCCAUAAAAUGGCUUGAAAUUGUGCCGUUCCAGCAAAUACAUAGCCGUAAGCAGUUUUUCAAGAUUCUUGCUUUAAGUGUGAUUUUCUGUUUCUCUGUUGUAUGUGGGAAUACUUCAUUAAGGUACCUUCCGGUGUCGUUUAAUCAAGCUAUUGGUGCUACUACUCCAUUUUUUACAGCGAUUUUUGCUUUUGUUAUAACUUGUAAGAAAGAGUCUGCAGAGGUUUAUUUGGCACUGGUUCCUGUAGUUCUAGGCAUUGUUUUGGCUAGUAAUAGUGAACCCUUGUUCCAUCUUUUUGGGUUUUUGAUGUGCAUUGGCUCGACUGCCGGCCGGGCUUUGAAAUCUGUGGUUCAGGGGUUGUUAUUAACUUCAGAAGCCGAAAAAUUGCACUCUAUGAAUCUAUUGCUGUACAUGGCUCCAUUGGCAGCAUUGGUGUUGCUGCCGUUUACUCUGUAUAUUGAAGGAAAUGUUCUGGCUGUCACAAUUGAAAAGGGGAGGGAAGAUGGGUUUAUGGUGUUUUUAUUGAUUGCAAAUGCCACGGUUGCUUAUUUGGUUAAUUUGACUAAUUUUUUGGUCACGAAGCACACGAGCGCCUUGACACUGCAAGUUUUAGGGAAUGCCAAAGCUGCAGUAGCGGCAGUAGUGUCGGUCUUGAUAUUCAGGAAUCCUGUGACGGUGAUGGGAAUGACGGGUUUUGCUGUAACAAUAAUGGGAGUGGUGCUUUACAGUGAAGCUAGAAAGAGGGCUAAAGGUACAACUCAUUGA